Carassius auratus (goldfish) is the source of this 1120-nucleotide messenger RNA. Its product is annotated as partner of Y14 and mago B. Bases 67 to 762 code for a protein of 231 amino acids. Gene Ontology annotation, molecular function: RNA binding. Gene Ontology annotation, biological process: exon-exon junction complex disassembly. Gene Ontology annotation, cellular component: exon-exon junction complex; cytoplasm. The record is from RefSeq and is a predicted model, not a curated record. NCBI's taxonomy places the organism in Eukaryota, Metazoa, Chordata, Actinopteri, Cypriniformes, Cyprinidae. The transcript has 3 exons.
AGAUGAAUCCGGUAAAGCCUUUCACACACAAACACACAUUUCUGCGUAGAUAGUCUUAUAGUCGUCAUGAAUGUUAGUGAUGAUGCAUGGUGUCGUGUGCGCGAGCCUGAAGAAACACAGCGAGACUCGAACCGAUCGCGACACACAUGGAGCAUCCGAACCUUCUUGUUUUUUUCCUUUUGUAAAUAUAUCGCCGCCACGCAGCGUCCGGACGGCACGUGGAGGAAACCGCGGCGCGUGAAGGACGGAUACGUCCCGCAGGAGGAGGUCCCGGUCUAUGAGAACAAGUACGUCAAGUUCUUCAAGAGCAAACCCGAGCUGCCGCCCGGCAUGAACCCUGAGGACGCGGCUCAGACCCGACAGCAGCAGGCCGUGAGCGGAGCCCAGAAACAGAGCGACGCCGCCGGACUCUCCAAAACCGCCAAGCGCAACAUGAAGCGCAAAGAAAAGCGCAAACAGCACAGCCAGACUCCACAGGAAGCCUCGGAGGACGUGAAGGGCCUGAGUAAGGAGCUGGACGCGAUGAAAGUCACAGAGGAGCAGAAGAGAGUGACGGCCGAGCCUGAAGCUGCGGAUCCGACGGCGGCCGCAGAGAAAGCCAAGAAGAUAAAGAACCUGCGGAAGAAGCUGCGACAGGUGGAGGAGCUCCAGCAGAAGGUGGAUUCGGGAGAGCUGGAGACCCCCAGCAAGGAGCAGCUGGACAAACUGGGACGGGGCCAGGCCUUACGGGAUGAGCUGAGGCUGCUGGAAGGACAUUUGUGAGGCCAGCUGUCAGUCAGACGUGUCCGUUUCCAUUGACAGUCGUGUCAGGGUGUGUUUGUAUUUCAGUCAAAGCUGUAACCACUUCAUUCUUGUGUUUUAUACAUCAUGAAGACACACGUGGUGGCAUCUUGCGCUCUGGACUCUUGAUGCGGGUCGUCCAGAACCUGCACGAGCGCAGAUGAUUCCACUCUCUGUAAUCAUGUCAUCCAGACGGAGCGCCCUGCGACUCUCUGUCAUAGAUUAGAGACUGAUGGACUACAGAUCCAUGCUGUCAUCAUUUUUUUUACCACUGUAGUAAUAAUGGCAUGAAAUAGUAAUGUGUAGAAUUGUGUUAUAUAUUAAACAUAGAACAACAGUC